GGGACACGCGAGGUUGCGGCUCCGCCCAGCCGCCGCCUUGUUUCCAGACGGGCCGAGGCUGAUGCACCAAGCAGAGGCAGCGGCCCGGGCGUGACCCGCCGGCGGGGCGCCGCCCCGACGCUUCUCCUGCAGCCGGGCGGCCGCGGGGAUCCCCCGCGGGGUUCGCGGGGCGUGUGUGUAGGGGGGCGGGGAAGCGCGGAACCGCCCGGCCCUGUUCCCGGCCCACGCCGCCAGGAGGCGCUCGGCGCCCGGGCCCGGCCGCGGGUGUGUACCAUUUCUUCGCGGGCGGGGGGAGGGGGUGGUCGCGGAUGACCCGUUCCGGGCUGUGGCGCCCACCGACACUGUCAGCCCCCCCUCGCGGCUUGGCGGCGGGUAAAGAGCAACGCGACCGCCGCUGGGCGGGGACACCCGGAGUCUUCCUGCACCGGUGUACCGGCUUGCCCCUCCCCCUCCCUGUAUGCGGUGGUACCGCCCCGGCUGCGGCGCGGCCCGGGCGGAGCGGCUGGGGUUGGGUUGGGGUUUUUUUUUUCCGCUCCCUCCUGUUGCCAUAGAGACUGCGGGGCGCCGCCCCCCGCCCCGCGCCCGGCUGGGACACGUCGCGACGCCGACGCGGCCGGUGGCCCGGGACGUCUGCGGGGCCCUUCGCAGUUUACCAGGAAAUUUCACCUUACUAUGAGAACCAAAGAUGGAUCCAGAAGAGCAGGAGUUACUUGGUGACUACAGAUACAGAAAUUAUUCUUCAGCGAUUGAGAAAGCUUUGCGAAACUUUGAAUCAUCAAGUGAAUGGGCGGAUCUUAUAUCUUCCCUUGGCAAACUCAAUAAGGCUCUGCAGAGUAACCUGAAGUAUUCUCUAUUACCAAGACGGCUGAUCAUCAGUAAAAGAUUAUCUCAGUGUUUGCAUCCAGCACUACCUAGUGGAGUACAUUUAAAGGCACUAGAGACCUAUGAAAUAAUCUUUAAAAUUAUUGGGACAAAAUGGCUUGCCAAGGAUUUAUUCUUGUACAGCUCUGGUUUGUUUCCUCUGCUGGCAAAUGCAGCAAUGUCAGUGAGGCCUGUUCUUCUUGGUUUGUAUGAGAAAUAUUUUCUUCCUCUCCAAAAGUCCCUCCUGCCUGGUCUUCAAGCCUUUCUAAUUGGAUUGCUGCCUGGAUUAGAAGAAGGAUCAGAAAUUUAUGACAGAACAGAUGCUCUUCUUGUGAAGCUGUCCUUACUGAUGGGCCAAGAAACGUUCUAUGGAGCACUCUGGGGAAGUGUCCUGGUCAGCCCAUCUGUCAGGCUGCCUGCUUCUCUUUUUGUUGUCAGUCAUAUUAACAGAGAGCUGUCUGGAAAACAGCAGAAGUACAUGCUCGGCACUGAUUAUAAGCUCACAAUAAAGUCUUUGGGUGUAUCAGUAUUAGAUUCAAAUGUCCUUGUGCAAAGAAACACUCUAGAAGUGAUUCUUUUCUUCUUCCCAUUUUAUACAGCUUUGGACUCCAGUGAAAGCACUAUUCUAUUGCGCAGGUCUGAUUUAGUCUAUAUUCUGUCAGCAGCUACACAGACAUUGUUGAGGAGAGACAUGUCACUCAAUAGAAGAUUAUACGCAUGGUUGCUAGGCUCUGAUAUUAAAGGUGGUACUUUUGCUCCAGACUCAACUUCUGAAGACCAUGCUAUUUAUUUCUUUGGAAAAUAUUCUAAAGAUCUUUUGGUUGAGAGUUUGAUUGAAAUUUUACAUCAGAAAUUCCCAGAGUCUGAUACAGAGGAACAGCAUCAAGCUUAUUUGAAACCCUUCCGCAUCCUAAUCAGUCUCCUUGACAAACCUGAAAUAGGGCCGCAGGUUGUUGGGGAUCUGUUCCUUGAAGUUAUUAGAGCCUUUUAUUCCUACUGCAAAGAUGCACUUGGUUCUGAUCUCAAACUUAGCUACAAUCAAAGUGGCACCAUACUUGCAAGUGCAAUCAAAGAGAACAAAAAUGCUUCGGAAAUUGUCAAAACAGUCAAUCUGUUGAUCACAUCCUUAAACACGGAUUUUCUUUGGGAUUACAUGACCAAAUGUUUCGAAGAUUGUUUCAGAAACAAAUCCACACAGAUGAGAUAUCCUCUUGAAAAUAGUAGCACUCCUCCUACCAUUUCAGAGCUCUGCACACUUUUGGUGUUCCUUCUUGAUGUGAUUCCUUUGGAACUCUACUCUGAAGUGCAGACUCAGUACCUUCCACAGAUGCUCAGUUAUAUGGUGCAGUCUCUCCUGGAAAAUAUGGAAGUAUUAUGUUUACCAGAACUCACUCAUGCAUUAAAGACAUGUUUUAAGGUGCUUAGCAAAGUGCAAAUGCCCCCUUCCUAUUUGGACAUUGAGACAGGAAGUGGAAAAGGGAGCCCAGUGAAAAAGGAAAAUGUGGACAUAACCUUGGAGACUAAGUCUGUGCUGCAGGAGGAGGAUGAGACUCCGUUCCCUCCCCUGAAGUCAGAAGACAGUGGCAUUGGUCUGAGUGCUUCCUCCCCAGAGCUUUCUCACCACUUGGGGGUGCCAACUGUGACCCUUGAGAGAGAUGGUGUCUGGAAGAAAGGGGGGAGUAUUCAGAAGACUUUGUAUUGCAUCCAAGAACUGGUUGCCAAGUUUUCCAGUAAAUACAUUUUUGGGGUGCAAUUUCAAGAAACAAGUAACGAAAGCAUCUCAACAAUGAAUCUGAGUGGAAAAGAGAAAAAAGAGAAUGGCUACAGAUUACCUGAAAGUGCUAGCAAGAAGAAGAGCCCAUGGGAUGCAAAGCAAAUCACUGUACCUCAGUUUAAACAAAUGCUUUCAGACUUAUUCUCAGUUCGAGGGUCACCAUUCAAGAACAAGAGUUCUAAUCCUCUUCCUUCUGACCACAACUCUGGUAAUAAAAAGGAAAAGGAGGAAGAAGAGUGGGACUUAGAACAAGUGAUGCUUGUCUUGGAACCCCUUAGAGGUGACUGCAAGGAAGCUUUUGCUGCAGCUUGUCACCUUUUGUUGGAUUGUACCACGUUCCCAGUCUAUCUUUCGGAGGAGGAGACGGAACAGUUGUAUCUCUCUCUGUUUCAGGUUCCUGGUUGUGAUGCCAGCUUCCCUCUGUGGCUGAAGUCCUUAAUGACGAUAUGCUGUUGUGUGAAUGACUGCUAUGUUCAGAAUGUGUCCAUCUUCACGCUGCUGGAGGUGAUCAACCAUUCCCAGUCGCUGGCACUUGUGAUGGAAGACAGAAUGAAGCGGUACAAAGUGUCUGGGCACAACCCCUUCUUUGGAAAGCUACAGAUGGUCACCCUUCCUCCCAUUGCUCCUGGAGUACUAAAGAUCAUCUCAGAGAAAACAGAUUUCUACCAGAGAGUAGCCUGUGUGCUCUGGAAUCAGCUGAACAAAGAGACACGGGAGCAUCAUAUUGCCUGUGUGGAACUGUUCUACAGGCUGCACUGCUUGGCACCAUCAGCAAAUAUCUGCGAAGACAUUAUCUGCCACGCACUUUUGGACCGUGAUAAAGGGACAAGGCUGGAAGCACUGUUCAGAUUCUCUGUCAUGUGGCAUCUGACCAGAGAGAUCCAAGGCAGCAGAGUGACUUCUCACAAUCGGUCCUUUGAUAGGUCUCUGUUUGUGGUACUGGACAGUCUCAAUUGUUCAGAUGGCGCAAUUGGUGCUGCAGCACAGGGCUGGCUGAUCCGUGCUCUUUCACUUAAUGAUGUUGCACGGAUUCUUGAACCAGUCCUGCUGCUGCUGCUUCAUCCAAAGACACAGCGCACGUCCAUCCACUACAUCAAACAGAAAAAUUCAGCAGAUGUAUGUGAUUGGCUUUGCAAAAAAAAGGCCUCUUUGAAAGAGUCUGGCAUCUCUGAGAGCAAUUCGGAGGAAAACCUUCCAUUGAGCCAGUUUACUGCCGUGGAUAGAGAAGCAAUUUGGGCAGAAGUGGAAAAAGAUCCAGAGAAGCCAGAGCUAAAAACUGAACAGUCUGAAAACAAUGGCUUUUGUAAUCCAGUAACCUCACAUGAAGCAGAUGGUGACCAAGAUAACAGUGAGCACACAGAAUCAGCAGACACCAGCACAGGCCAUGACAGUGAAAAUACAUCCUCUUUUUCUCCUUCUCUGGAGCUGCAAGAAGUGAGCAAUGAGGACAAUGACAGUGCUGCAACUGAUGGCAGAGAGACCACAAACCAUGUGAGUUCUCUCAAUGCAUUCCUUCCUGAAAGCUCCAAAUCAAGUAUGGCGUUAAACCUUGUGCGUGCUGACUCUGAGAGGACUCAAGCGUCAGAGUCUCUGUCAAGUGAUGAAGAGGUGGACUUGGAGCUCCAAGAAAUUACCCAUUCUAGGUUGCUCAAGCAACAGAAGGAAAAACAGGAGAUGAUUGAGUCUCUGUUCAAACAUAUGUUGCUCUAUUUGCAGCCUUACGAUUCUAAGCGGGUAUUGUAUGCUUUUUCUGUUCUGGAGGCAGUGCUUAAAACAAACCCUAAAGAAUUUAUUGAAGCUGUAGCUAGUACAAGCAUGGAUACGAGCUCCACAGCACAUUUAAAUCUUAUUUACAAUCUCUUAGCUCGCCAUCAGGAAGCUCUUGUAGGGCAGAGUUUUUAUGGAAAGCUUCAGACUCAGUCCCCAACCAUGUGUCCCCAUUCUCUUCUAAUAGAAUUGCUCACUUACCUCUGUCUCAGUUUUCUGCGCUCAUAUUAUCCAUGCUACCUGAAGGUCACACACAGAGAUGUGCUGGGCAACAGAGAUGUUCAGGUAAAAAGUGUGGAAGUCCUGAUUAGAGUGAUGACCCAGCUAGCUACCAUGGCAAAAGCAGCAGAGAAUAAGAACAUAGAGUUAAUACGCAACUUGCUAGGAAGAUGCAAAAUUCAAGAGUUUGUUCUCCUUUCUUUGUCUGCGUCGAUGUAUACAAGUCAGAAACGGUAUGAACUGCUUAUGGCAAAUGGAGUCAAUAAAGUUCCUGAAGAAGAACUCUUUGAAGAGACCCUAAUCAACUUUGGGCAUGAUCAAAUAUGGAGUGAACAUCCGCUCCAGAUUGAGCUGCUGAAACUCUUGCAGGUAUUGAUUGUCUUGGAGCACCAUCUUGGACAGACUCAUGAGGAGCAGGAGAAUCAGCCAGACCUCUCUAAGGAGUGGCAGCAGGCUCUUAAUUUCCAGCAGGCUAUUGGUGCAAUGCAAUAUGUCUAUCCGCACCCAAUAACUUCACAGGGAUUAUUCGUCUCUGCUGUGGUUAGAGGUUUGCAACCAGAGUAUGGCUAUGGGAUGCAUCCCACUUGGGUAGGCUUAGUCACAUGUUCCCUGCCCUAUUUUGGGAAGUCUUUAGGCUGGACUGUGGCACCAUUUGUGGUACAGAUAUGUAAAAACCUGGAUGAGCUUGUCAAACAGUAUGAAAAUGAAGCUGUGAAGACAUCUGCAAAAACAUCUGCAAGCUUAACUUCUAAAAGAGAAAAUGUUACACCUGAUUACCCACUAACCCUUUUGGAAGGUCUCACAACCAUCAGUCAUUUCUGCCUUCUGGAUCACCCUAACCAAACUAAAAAGUUGUCAUCUUUAUCUGAACCGGCACACCUGAGAAACGCUAGGAAUGCCAUUUUGGAAGAAUUGCCUCGCAUUAUUAAUACCAUGUCCCUUCUUUGGAGUGUUAUAAAAAGGGAAGACUCUCAGAAAAGACCAACUGACUUCUUUGGAACAGCUAAAGGCUCUUCUUCAGUCUACUUUAAAGCAACCAAAACAUUAAGAACUAAAAUACUGGACUUCAUUAAUCCAUUGACAGCACAACUUGGAAUCCAGCUGAUGGCAGCAAUUGCAGCAGUAUGGAACAGCAAGAAACCUCAUAGGAAUCAAAGUAAAAUCAAGAUCCUUCCAGUGGCUAGUGCAUCUCAGCUUAUUCUUGUGGACUUAGUAUGUGCACUUAACACACUGAAAAUUGACACUAUAUUACAUCUAGUCAAAGAGGUAGUCAAGAAACCAUCACAAAUCAAAGGUGAAGAGAAAUCUUCUCUUGUAGAUAUUCCAAUGCUGCAGUUCAGUUAUGCUUUCAUUCAGAGACUGCCUGUCUCAGCCUUGCAGGAGAACUUCCAGUCCAUAUUAGGACUUCUCAAAGAGUCUGUGCAGUUGAACUUGGCUCCUCCUGGACACUUUCUUCUUCUCAGUACUCUGAAUGACUUUGUGACUAGGACACCUACUCUAGAAAACAAAAAAGACCAAAAAGACUUGCAGGAGGUGACCCAAAGAAUCUUGGAGGCUGUAGGGACUGUUGCUGGUUCUUCUCUGGAACAGACGAGCUGGCUGAGCCGGAACUUAGAAGUGAAAGCUCAGCCUCAGAUUUUACCAGAUGACUUCAACAUUGAAGAUGUGAAUGAUACAUCAAUGGCACCAUCUUCAAUGGUUUCUGCCUCUGCUCCUUCGAUAUACAGUGUCCAAGCUCUUUCUCUCCUCGCAGAGGUUCUUGCUUCUCUUUUGGACAUGGUUUACCGGAGCGACGAGAAGGAGAAAGCUGUGCCAUUGAUUUCACGUUUGCUUUACUAUGUAUUUCCUUAUCUACGCAACCACAGUGCCUACAACAUUCCUAGUUUUCGUGCUGGUGCUCAGUUGCUCAGCUCAUUGAGUGGAUACGCCUAUACCAAGCGAGCCUGGAAAAAAGAAGUUGUCGAGUUGUAUAUGGAUCCAGCUUUUUUCCAGAUGGACACUUCAUGCACUCACUGGAGAUCCAUUAUUGAUCAUCUUCUAACACAUGAGAAAACUAUGUUUAAAGAUUUGAUGAAUAUGCAGAGCAGCGCCUUAAAACUGUACCCAAGUUUUGAGCAAAAAGCAAUGUUGUUAAAGAGGCAAGCUUUUGCUGUCUUUAGUGGAGAGGUUGAUCAGUAUCAUCUCUAUCUUCCCUUAAUACAAGAACGACUGACUGAGAACCUUCGUGUUGGGCAGACUUCUGUAGUUGCCGCACAGAUGUUUCUCUUCUUCAGAGUUCUUUUGUUAAGGAUUUCUCCUCAGCAUCUAACCUCAUUGUGGCCAAUUAUGGUAACUGAAUUGAUUCAGACUUUUCUACAACUGGAAGAAGAUUUAACUGAGGAAGACGAACCAUCAAAGAGCAACAGCAAAAUAACCAAACAGAAGGUCUCAGGUGAUGGGAGUGGAUCUGACAUACAGCAAAAUGAGCUGUCCUUGUACUUAUCAGCUUGUAAGUUUUUGGACACAGCACUUUCUUUUCCACCUGACAGGAUGCAGUUGUUUCAAAUGUACAAAUGGGCAUUUGUCCCAGAGGUGGACACAGAGUUAUCUACUGUGACCUCUCAUCUGGUAGAAAAUCAUCAGGAAUGCAGACCACACAUUAUAAGAAUCAUGGAUCUGCUGAAGACGAAAUAUGGGGAAACAAACAACACUGAGGGAAUUUCCAAGAAGCCCAGAUUUCCUCUUUUGAACUUCCACUCUAUAUCUAGCAUCACCCAGCUUAUGCCCUUCUUCAAGACUCUGUGUUGCGCAUUUACAAAAAACGGGAGCGAGUCCCAGAAUUCACUUACUUCUGCAUCUCUCUCUGUGGACUGUGUUGGCAGUAAUGGCAUGAAGAUCUUGCAACAGCUUGAAGAGAGUGUUGAACGUGACUUCCUUGAAAACAUGGAAAGUUAAGCUGCACGUCGGACACUUGGCUCGUAGUGAAUAAACAGCAAAAAAAAGGGAAAACUUUACUGCAAUUCUUCUUUCUUCACCAGUUUUGAAACUACAUUUUGGGUUGGGUUUUCUUCCUGCUCUUCGGUAAUCCAGGCUUCUGAGUUGGUGUUAAAAAGCAGGAUUCUUCAGUUCCGGGGGGGAAGUUUAGUAGUAAUUUAUCAUCGUUACUGCAUUCUUUUAUUUGUUUUCAAUAUGAAGGAUUAAAGAGAUUUUGUAAAUGAAGAAUAUUUUUGACUGAAAGUACCAAUUGUACCAUUUAUCCAGUAAUUUUUCAAGUAAGUUUUUUGGAACUGCUUUUGGAACAGCAUUCUGAAGGUAAAUUUAAGAAAAAGCUAAUAUUCCAUGUCAGUGUACAAUCAGUUUGUAGAUAAGUCAUUUCCUGAGGUUAAAGUCUGCUUCUACUUCUCCUUUCAUUAACUUGUCCUAAAACUUACCAAGUUCUAAACAAAUCACCUAAAUUUCAAGCAGAUGUAUUUUAUAAGUCUUAGCAUUGUACAAAUAACUGCGGACUUACCAUGUCUGUAAUUUCAACUCUGUACUAUAAUAGCAUUCUUCAGAACUAGUGAUUCCUAAAUAAAAGACAAACACAGGCAUAGAAGACAAAGCUAUGCAGUAACAUUUUGUAAUUUACAUUACUUGAGGGUUUUUUAUUUUGAUUAAUUGACUAACAAUAUUCUAAUGCAGUUUUUUAAAUUAAAAAACUUUGUUCUUUCAGUGACUAAGGUCACUUUGCAACUUCUGAACUGCAACUAAAGGAAGACAAUUCUGUAAAAAUACAAUUUGCUGUAUACCAACAGCCUAAUUAAAAUGAAAAUUCUUUUUUCUAAAGAACACUUUUUAUACAGAAGAAUGUAUUUGGCUGUUCCUAGGUGUUAAAAGAGGUUGGGGAGAUAGUCACAGUGCCACGGCUACAGUAAUAUUCAAGAUGCAGCUUAUUUCGGAACCGCACUGCUACCGCUGCCCGGGACCUGGGAGAGAGCAAUUAGUUCUACCACCAAACAGUGCAGCUGCACGUCUGAAGGACACUUCUCACAGCCAGCGCAUAAGCACCAUUGCAGCAACACAUACAACAAAAGGCUUAGUUGAAUUUUCAUAUUUAGUGGAUUAUCUGACUGAAUUUGCAAUGCUGAUCUGUUUGGGAGGGGAAAAGCUUUGUCUGGUCUUUUUUUGGUUUUGUUUUUUUUUUUCUUUUAAACACAUUUUCCUCCAGAGAAAUUGGUUUUGUAAGAUAGAUCUGCAGACUGGACAUGUUACUUGAGUUACUUAGAAGAACAAAACUGAGGUAAAUGUGCUGGGUAUUGGACUUCCCUCUGGGGUUUGCUAAUUAAAAAAGGACAUGGAAAAUGUAUGGUUUAACGUCACUAGGUUGUGAAGUCAGGGAUUUAUUUUUUUGAAAACUCGCAAAGAAACAUGGAAGGCUAUUCUGCAGUGUUUUUCACCUACAGAUAUAUGAAGUUUUCAUCUUUGGAUUAUAAACUAAAAUAAACCCUGAACAACAUGCUUUACUAUGAUAAUACGGUAAUGCCCUAUGAAGAUAACGCUAUAAUAGGGUUAUGCUAAACUUCAGGAUCUUACGUACAUUUUUACAGUUAAGGAGGGUGAUAGACUGAAGUGUAAUAUUGUGUAGUCAGUAAGAAUGUGAAUUAUUUGUAUUAAUAUAAUUUAUUAAUGAUCUCUAAUGCUAUUGGAAUGAACACAAGUGAAAAGUUAUCCUGUUAAAGCAUUACUUGAAAAUUGGAGCAGAAUAUUUUUUAAAUGUUUGUGUUCAUUACUUAAAAUAUCUUCAAUAAUUUUUAAAGAGACUAUUGUUAAUACUCAGGAUUAUUUGGUAGUUUUACUUCCAGCUUCCUGGUGGUUGCAUUCCAUACUUGGGUAUUUCCCUUAAAAUCCUGAUGAAAUGCUGUCAAACGGGCUAUUAAAAUCUAAGACAACUUUUUGCCAUCAAACCUUUUGUUUUAUGUUCUCCAAUAAGCUAUAAACCUGGGUCUUCACGUAGUUUUCUCACUAACUGGAGGUGGUGAACCAGUAACUUAGAUUGAGGGUUUUUGUCAUCUUUCCCCUUGAAAGGAAUGUCCCCCUCUGGCUGCCUGUACUUCAGAUGUGCAGGGGAAUGGACAGCAGUCACUUCCCCCCCGAGCUGUGGUGGUGAACUUGAAAAACAGAAUCUGUGACCUAGGUCUGUAUAACUCUCUGACUGCUAAGAUGAUCUUACCUUCUACAAAAAUACCGCUUGCUUCUAACCCCUGCCUUCCUACAUGCAUUUACCUUUGUACUGUGGUUCUGCAGAUGGCUGCUUUAAAUGGCCUCAGGUACUUGUAACCUGCAGAAUCCUUUCACUGAAGCAGAAUCUAAUUCUUAAGAGAAAGUCCUUUAGAAAUUAGUAUAUAAGCAGAUCUUGUAUCAUCAUAAAUAGGGUGUGAAUAAGGAGGAAAGGGCUCUAACUGAAAAAAGUCCUGCUUGGGUGGUGGAGUGGCACAGUUACAUAGGCCUAAAGGUAUUUCUACCAGUGUAACUUUAUUCAUUUAUUCCUACGGGACUAACUGUAGUAAUUUUAAUUCUUACGCUACUGCUGUUAAAUCCACAUGAAGGAGUAGGGUUGUACGGCUCUAACACUGGUACUGCCAAAGCAGUAUAACUUCACUGUAGAAGAAUGCGAAAAACUUCAGCCUGGAACUCGGUAUCAAGAACAGGAGAGAAAACGCUUUUGUUUCACUGUGUAGUUCUUUGCUUGUUUUCAGAAUAACCAAGCUUGGCUUUCUCUUUUGGAUACUUCAGCUUUGGGAUAGCAUAGCCACAGUGCAUGAUACACAGAGGGAGAAGUAUUUAAACAUUCAAAAGGGUUUCAUUUUCCCGAAGGAAAAAAACAGUAGGUGCAACCAAGGUAACUACCAAAGAACAGCAGAACUUAAAAUAUAAGGAGCAUUAAGUAAUGGUUAAGUGUAUUCAAUACUAUAUUUGAAUGUAAUUAUUCUAAAAAUAUUAAAUGUUAAUUUGAAAUACA
This is a messenger RNA of Phalacrocorax carbo (great cormorant), 10598 nucleotides long. NCBI's taxonomy places the organism in Eukaryota, Metazoa, Chordata, Aves, Suliformes, Phalacrocoracidae. The record is from RefSeq and is a predicted model, not a curated record.